This is a messenger RNA of Ornithorhynchus anatinus (platypus), 933 nucleotides long. Its product is annotated as vomeronasal 1 receptor ornAnaV1R3150. Gene Ontology annotation, biological process: G protein-coupled receptor signaling pathway. The coding region runs from base 1 to 933 and encodes 310 amino acids. NCBI's taxonomy places the organism in Eukaryota, Metazoa, Chordata, Mammalia, Monotremata, Ornithorhynchidae. Gene Ontology annotation, molecular function: pheromone receptor activity. The transcript has a single exon. Gene Ontology annotation, cellular component: membrane. The record is from RefSeq and is marked inferred.
AUGAAUUCCACUGAAUUCUCUUUUGGGAUGGUGAUUCUCUUGCAAUUCGGCCUUGGGCUAUUGGUGAACGUCUUCCUCCUCCUGUUCUAUAUCCGUGUGGUCUCCAUCAGCCACAAGCCCAGCCACUCUGACCUGAUCCUGGCCCAGCUGGCCUUGGCUAAUACCAUCAUCCUCCUCACCAGUGGAGUCUUAGAGACCUUAUCAGCUUGGGGGCUAAAAAAUUUUCUGGACGAUGUUGGCUGUAAAAUACUCAUGUACCUCUACCGAGUAGCCCGGGGUCUUGCCAUUUGCACCACCUGCCUCCUGAGCAUGUUCCAGGCUGUCACCAUCAGUCCCAGCACCUUCCGUUGGGCAGGAAUCAAAGCCAAAUUGCCCAAGUGCAUCCUCCCCUCCUGUGCCCUCUCCUGGGUCAUCAAUCUGCUCAUAGAAUUGAAUGCACCGAUAUACAUGAGAAGCCCCCAGAACAACAGUGGCAAUGUUCAAACCAUAUUGGAUCUCAAAUACUGCAUCAAAGUCAUCGAAAGUGCAGAAACCAACUUCGCCAUUACAGUCAUGCUCUCUUUUCGGGAUCUGUUCUUCGUGGGGCUCAUGAGCGCGGCCAGCAGCUACAUGGUGUUUGUCCUGUACAGACACCACCAGCAGGUCCAGCACCUCCACGAGCCCGGACACUUCCCCAGGGUGAUGCCUGAAGUCAGAGCAGCCAAGAGAGUCAUCGCUCUGGUCUCCCUCUACGUCCUUCUAUAUGGAAGGCAGACCAUCAUGCUGAGCAUUUUAGUCAACAUGAAAGAAAAGUCACCUCUGCUCGUGAAGAGCCACCUGGUAUUUCAACUCACCUUCUCCACCGUCAGUUCAUUCUUGAUCAUUCACAGUGACAGAAGAAUAAGGACAUUCUGGACAAGGCAAUCAACUGCCCCCAACCCAGAUCCCUCUUAG